Messenger RNA from Suillus clintonianus, 792 nucleotides. RefSeq lists its product as uncharacterized. The coding region runs from base 1 to 792 and encodes 263 amino acids. Lineage: Eukaryota; Fungi; Basidiomycota; Agaricomycetes; Boletales; Suillaceae. The record is from RefSeq and is a predicted model, not a curated record. The transcript has 3 exons.
AUGAAGCUUCCUGAAGAUCUUGUGCGGCAAACACGCCGAAUUCGAAAUAUAGAACUCACACACUCUGAUCUCGAACCCCUAUUGUCCUCUGAUCGCAAGAAGAUUCCCGGAGUACUCAUUAAUGCAUACAGCGCGGUACUACAGGAUGGAGACGACAACCGUGACUACGUCGUAUUCAGCUCAUGGAUCGCUCCUCUCGCUACUGGCCAAGUUAGACCAAGUCCUGGACAUGGAUCUAUCGAGGGACACAUUCUACAAGCGUGCCGCUUACUCAGAGUGUCGAAAGGUCUACCCAACAUCAGCACGAAAGACGUCAAUGCCUUGCAUCCAUUGGUGCUCGGGUCUUUCGUUAUCGCUCGUACUAACAUGAGGAUGUAUAUAGGUGAAGUGUUGGAUUUAUACAAGAAGGGCAACCAUCGACACGGCUCAGUUCUCUCGACAAACAACAUUGCCGAGCUUUCGUACCUGUCCCUUCGUGUAUAUCGUGCUUUGGAUGCAGCUCAUGAUGACUCUACUACUAGUAGUGAUGAAGACUCGUCUCCUGAGCAUUCCGCUGUCCCGAUAUUUUCACGCACAUUCAAAACAUAUGAACUGCACACGCACGCGUUUACGGAGCAGGUUCUCUACCACGUAGGGAAAAAACCGUUCGCAAGCCAAGUCGGUGCCCAUUUCAUCCUUGACGGAGUCACAGCAGCUCGUUGGAAUGCCCUUGCACGUCCCUCGGUGAAGCGGGUGAUACUGAAGCUUCCAGCAGUGGGGAAAGGAUUGUCUAAGAAGCCAGUUAGAAAUUAG